This is a messenger RNA of Gopherus flavomarginatus (Mexican gopher tortoise), 3564 nucleotides long. RefSeq names its product metabolism of cobalamin associated A (gene MMAA). The coding region runs from base 128 to 1192 and encodes 354 amino acids. Gene Ontology annotation, cellular component: cytoplasm. The record is from RefSeq and is a predicted model, not a curated record. The transcript is spliced from 8 exons. NCBI's taxonomy places the organism in Eukaryota, Metazoa, Chordata, Testudines, Testudinidae. Gene Ontology annotation, molecular function: GTP binding; GTPase activity.
GUCCUUUGCCCCGGAUGUCCAGCUCGCCCUUGUCGAGAGGCGGGGAGGAGCCGGAACCUGCUGCUGGGCGGGCUGGCUGCAAACACAGUUGAACAGAUACCACUGAUACUCUCUGAUUCCAGACAAGAUGAACACAAUGUCAUUGCUGCUAAGAUUCCCUCACUACCGUUUUCUUAGAAAGAUUUCUUUCAAAAGCUUCCACUCAAAUUUCACUCCGGGAUCAUUAUUUCCAUAUAUUCAGUCUUUCAAUUCAGUAUGCUUGAAUUGUACAAAGUGGAUGUUGCCAGCAAGUGAUUUGAAAAGAGGGAUGUGCUAUCAAGCAACCGUAGACCAACAAACACAGGGACUUUGUGACAAGGAACAGAGACUUGUAGACAAACUUUAUAGUGGAUUAAUCCAAGGGCACAGAGCCUGCUUGGCAGAGGCCAUUACUCUUGUAGAAUCAACUCAGAGCAGGAAAAAGGAGAUAGCCCAGGUGCUCAUUCAGAAGGUAUUAUCCUACCACAGAGAACAAGAAAAGUUAAAUAAAGGAAAACCACUAGCCUUUAGAGUGGGAUUGUCUGGUCCCCCUGGUGCCGGGAAAUCAACAUUUAUAGAAUGCUUUGGGAAAAUGCUUACAGAGAGGGGACACAAAGUGUCUGUGCUGGCUGUGGAUCCGUCCUCUAGCACAACUGGUGGCUCACUCUUGGGUGAUAAAACACGGAUGACUGAGUUGUCAAGGGACAUGAAUGCUUACAUCAGGCCAUCUCCAACCAGGGGAACGUUAGGAGGUGUGACCAGGACCACAAAUGAAGCUAUUCUGCUAUGUGAGGGAGGAGGCUAUGACAUCAUUCUUGUGGAAACAGUAGGUGUGGGGCAAUCAGAGUUUGCAGUUGCUGAUAUGGUUGAUAUGUUUGUUUUGCUGCUACCUCCAGCAGGAGGAGAUGAGUUACAGGGUAUUAAACGGGGUAUAAUUGAGAUGGCAGACCUAGUUGCUAUAACUAAAGCUGAUGGAGAUUUAGUUGUGCCUGCACGGCGGAUACAAGCAGAAUAUGUUAGUGCUAUGAAACUACUUCGCAAGCGCUCUAAGGUUUGGAGACCAAAGGUAAUGCGCAUGUCUGCUAAAACUGGAGAAGGCAUUUCAGAUAUGUGGGAUAAGAUGACAGAAUUUCAUGAUCUCAUGCUUACAAGUGGAUUAAAGUUAGUUCUCUGACAGUUGUUGCCUUAUUUUCCUGUACACUUCAUUACGGUUAAAAAAAAAAAGGAUAAAAUUGGAUGGAAGAACCCCAUCCUGCAAAUGUGCAUGUGAGUAAUCUGUUCACAGGACUAGCCCUACUAAAGUACAUUUUCAGGGAUGUAUUAUAGUACUGAAUAGCAGGACAACCAUGGUUUGGCAGGUGAGGGGCAAAAAGCAGUUUCUGUAUGUAACUGAUUUUAGUUAUACUGGUGCAAACCACUAAUGUAGUUUGACUGCACCCGUGUAAAAUGAUGCUUAAACCACUGCUGGUAACACAUGAAAUAAGUUACCACUGCCUAAGAGUAACCAUCUACACUGGAGCUAGAGCCUUAAUUUCCAGCUUGAGUAGACAUCUUCACAGUAGCUCUGCUCAAGCUAAGGUGCUAGACAUAUCCAGGGCACAACAGCUAGCUGCCCUCUGUAUGAUCCUGUCAGAAACCCUAGGUAUGUAUUUAGGUGGCUAACCCCUACUGCUGCUCAUGCCAUUGCUACUAUUCGUAGCGUGUAGGCUCUAUCAGAGUUAGCAUGGGUCUGCUGGAGCUGGAAAUUGUACCUUCUAGCUCCAGUCUAGAUGUACCCAUGCUAAGUCUGAGAGGAGGAGGAGGAGGGCAGAAACACAAGUGCUUUACUAUGACAUCAUCAUUGGUCACAGUAUAAUGCUCAGUUGCACCCAUGUGAGAGGAAGCCGCAUCAGCUAGAGCAUGCCCCAGAUCAAAAGCCAGGGCUUUAAACCCCCUGAAAUGCAGUGAAGUUUGCAGCUGAACUUCAUUCUUUGGGUUCAUCUCUAACAUACACUGUUCAUUUACUAAAUAUGCUGUUUUGAUCACACUUUUGUGAUUAUGUACAUACUUACAACAUUAAAAUCUAAAUUUCAGGCUGGCUGAAGGCACCUACCUUGUGGAUGGACUAAUAUGCUAUGUAACUUUCAGUUGGAAACCGGCUUGAUCUAGAAAGUGAUGAGAACAGCAUUUAGAGUGGUUUUCUCAAUAUUUUUCUAGACCAUCUAUGUGAUGAAAAAUAGUGGAGUUCAUCCAUGCUAAUCUAUUAAAACAAAACUUUACCCUUUUGACUUCUUGUUUGAGUGCUCCAGGGGUUCCAUUUUCCAUCUCCUGGGAAAAUCUGAAACUAUUCUACUUAAAAAGUCAAACCUGCUAAAAGGAAUCUGCAGCUGAAGUGCCCUCAGCAAAUUCAAUCCCCUUCUCCUAGCAUGGAUAAUUCUUUUCGUAUCUAAUCUUUGUUUUCAAUGAUAGGGCCAAGUGACCCAUGCUUGGUUGGCUGCUCCACUGUCAAAAUUGUUGCAUUUGUAAAUUUAUUACCUCCCGUUUUACAUGCUCCUCAGCCUUUAAUAAGUCUUCUCUUCAUGUAUGUUUCUUAUUUGUGUAGCACUGACUCGCUUCCUUUUUGCUGAGGCUACUGCAUGUAAAUAAAAUUUUUUUUUUAACCUUGGAGAACUCCCUUCCUAAUGUUUGCUUUUAAACAGUAGCCAACUCUUGCUAUGGUAUCAGCUCCCUCCACGCUGCAGUAAACAUGAUCACUUCCUCAGUUUUCUCCAUAAUACCACAUUUUUUAUUCUAUUUUUCAUGGAUGUUCAGAGAAAAUCUGUAUCAUCCCUUUUCUGUUUUUUUCCAGGUUUUGGAAUAAGAAAUAGCUCUUCACAUAGUUUAAGACUCUGAUAGCAAUACUUUUCCUUGGAUACAUAUUUUCCCUAGCAGAUAAUAGAUUUCAUACAAAACAUUGGCAAAGCAAUCACUUAAAUCAGGAAAUUACAAAAUUGAGUGUGAAUGUAUAACUUUAACUCCAGCCUCUUUAGCAAAUACAUUAUAAUUCAGUAUUAUGAUGUCUCAUACCAUUUCUCAAAUAACACCUAUCAGUCCAUUUUGAAGCUCUGAAUACACAUGAAGCAUGUUGCAGCCUUUCUGAUCUUUUUGUGCAAUGGGGCUAUGAUCUCAGUUGGGGCAUCUGCGUACUACUGUAAUAUAAAUAACAAUGAAUAAUAAACUAUUUUUUGUAAAAAAUACAAUUGAACAUGAUGUGCCACUAUUUGCUAGGCAGCAGAACAAGGCUUUUACACACACAAGCACUCAGUGAGGGAGAAGCCCUGCCUUUUUCCUAUGCACCUUCACAUAGAGGAAAGUGGACAGCAUUCCUCAUGAACUCUCCUAACAUAGAAUGUAUGUGCAAUGUUGAUAGAGCGGGGGCAGACUGCUACAUGAGCAUGUUUAUUUAAUAAAAUCAGAGUGCAGGCACAAAGUAUGUUUUUAAACCUUUAUAGCUUUGACAGUUCACAGCCAAUUUUCACCAAACUACCAACAGAUAGACAACUCUGUCCCUGCCCAAUGUUCAGAUUC